AUGAGCGACUUCGAAGUGGUCUCUUCCGAAGAUGAGGAAGCAGGCAUGAUCACCGUCGGGAGGUCUGCGGAGAUGCCGCCGUAUGGUCACCUGCACCCGUUCUGCAAGGGAAAGCUGCUGUGGUCACCGGAGGCAUCGCACUGGAUACUCGUUCUGCUCACUCUGGCAGGUGGAACGCUACUCUUUGCGCUUCUCUGGGGCUCGCUCCGUUUCACAGACCCCAACCUCCUGCCCAAUCGGUGGAUGACGCAGUUACCCGACAUCAUUGUUGUGCUUCUGGCAGUGGUGUGUGCCACACUUCUCCUGUGCACAUCACUCACAAAUCCAGGGAUUUUGCCCAAAAACAACAUUCCCCCGCUGCUGAGCAGUCCAGCCACGAAGGAGUACUGCACGACGCUCCCGUACUGCAUGACUUGUCACAUUCACCGUCCCUCACAGGCAGGUCACUGUAGGCGGUGUAAUAACUGCAUUGCGCAGUUUGAUCACCACUGCCGCCUUUUGGGGUGCUGCAUCGGUGAGCUCAAUAAGCGCUACUUGCUUCUCUUUCUCUUUAGCAUCGCCCUAUACAGCGCCUUUAUUGCCGUGUGUCUCGCGUAUUUUCUCAUCGUUGUGCCCCCGAAGAAAAACUUUGUGCGGUGCAUCUUCUCCACCGUCGGCCUCGCCACCACUGUGCUUCUCAGUUUCAUUUCUACCGGGUACCUGCUGCACAACCUCCGCCUGAUCCGCAUGGGAUUGCUGCAUCGUGAGUACGUGAGUGGCGCCCCCUCGCGCAAUCGAAGUCGCGCUAGCUUUGCUACUAACCUAAUGCUAGUUUUCUUCCCCAAGAAGGAGUGGGGCUGA
Messenger RNA from Leishmania braziliensis MHOM/BR/75/M2904, 840 nucleotides. RefSeq lists its product as hypothetical. The transcript has a single exon. Bases 1 to 840 code for a protein of 279 amino acids. The record is from RefSeq and is a predicted model, not a curated record. Gene Ontology annotation, cellular component: endoplasmic reticulum; Golgi apparatus. Gene Ontology annotation, biological process: peptidyl-L-cysteine S-palmitoylation; protein targeting to membrane. Gene Ontology annotation, molecular function: protein-cysteine S-palmitoyltransferase activity. NCBI's taxonomy places the organism in Eukaryota, Euglenozoa, Kinetoplastea, Trypanosomatida, Trypanosomatidae.